Paramormyrops kingsleyae is the source of this 3662-nucleotide messenger RNA. The record is from RefSeq and is a predicted model, not a curated record. Lineage: Eukaryota; Metazoa; Chordata; Actinopteri; Osteoglossiformes; Mormyridae.
GCCUGCUGGACACUGAAUUGGGGCGAAGGAAGGAGCAGCUGGGAGGUUCCUUAUGGAGCGCUUUGCCCUUUGCACUUGCGUGAAAAGCCUACACUAUUAAUAUUCGAGUGAGCAUCAAAAAAGGACUACUUGCAUUACCAUGUUGCAUAUAGUACUUACAUGUGAAUCGAUCUAUUUCUGACAUAUCCACAUAGCGUUCUUUUGCUCCCGUAUUGCUGACAACGCAGUUGUGGUCAAUAUAUAAACCCAUAUGCUUAACUUAAAGAAAACCUUCGAUCUUCAGAAAGAUGUGUUUUCGCAUAUUUUGAGAAACGACAACUCAACGGGAAAGGUGAAAGCAGAAACAAAUGGGAGAAUUCACAACGUUGAGAGAGAUGGGGGCAUCCUAUAUUCCUGGAAAGAAACGCCUGGGACGACUAGAAUAGGGAAAUAUGAUCUCAACACGAAGGUGCAUAAGCUUCUCUAUGUUUUUGAUGAGGAUGUGUUGGUCAGUAGCUGCUCACUCAACAAGGAGGAGACUCUACUGGCCGUCAGUCUGUCACAGAGGUCAAAGAAGGAGGGUCACUUGAGACCUGUGCCAAAGUUUCUCACACUGCUCAUUGAGAUACAGCCGAUAAACAACACCAAGGUUUUGAAGGCUGUCGACUGCACUGUCAGAGUGCAGUUUCUGUAUCCUGAGCCUGGGAAGAGAUUAGUGACUGAAAGCCACCUGUUGCUGAUAGUAGAAGAUGGAUAUGUUGAGCAGUUCCAUAUCCCCCUGACAAAACUAGAGGGCUAUAGAGUGGUGAUUCUGAACCCAGAAGGUCUGGCAAAAGAUAGGAUUGCAGAGGAACUCUUUUGGGUGCAGUGGGAUGGAGAGACACAAAGACUAUUUUACAUCACCUCCAGGGAAAGGCCCAUAGUGAAAUGUCUGCAGUUUUACCCUGACUGCAAUUGUGAAACUGUGUUUGAGAUCCCCGUGGACUUGGCUACCAAUCCCUUCAUGUCUACGAGGUUUGUUAACUUGGGCUGUGACUAUUACAAAGAUGACAAAGUGGAAAAUGAGGGGUUGAACUUGGUCAUGCUCACGAGUAAAACAGAAAGGAGCAUGUGCAUGUGCUACAGUCAGCAUCUCUGUGCUAACGAGGACAUUACGUACACGAUCGCAUUUGUGCACAGAGGCUACAGUAGGACCUACACUGUGGCCCGAGAAGAAGGCUUUACCUUCAACUCCAGAAUACUCUUCUUUCAACUGGGAUACUACAUUGUGGUGUACUUGGCUGAUUGCUUCCUGCACCUGAUCAAUGCCAGGCAGCAAGACCUACCAUGCUACAGCCUCUUCCUCUCAGGUGCCAGUGCCAGGUUGGGUCCACUGUCCCCAGGCUGCCUGGUUCUGACCUUUCCCUGGGCCACCUUUUUGGACCCGCACAUAGGAUGCAUGUACUGGGCUGACCUUAGCAGUCCAGUCCUACUGCAGCUGCUACGGCAGCCUGGCCCGGAUGCUCAGCGGUUGGCUGCGCUGCACUGCCUGCUGGGAUACAUGGGCCCCGACCCUGAGAUGGAAAGGCAGGUUGUAGACUGGAUCUGUGAGAGUGUGAUGCCUCUCGAAUCGUUCGAUCAGAUCCAGGAGUUCAUGUUGGCCUCACUGUACAGGACAGUAUACGAGCAGUCUCCUAGUCUGGACAACGUGGAAGUUCUGCCAUAUUCAUCUCUGUUUGAGAAGAAGGACCUGUCUGAUGGCCUGAAGCUCAUUCCAGGGGUGAGGUUCACCUCCGACCUCCUUCCUCCACCCUUGUUUAGGGGAAAGGCCCAGAAUCUCCAGGGAUACUGGGAAGAGCUGCAGUGGAACACAGAGAGGAUGAAGUACUUUGAGGCUGUCCCAAACCCGCGGUUCAGAACCUCAGCAAUGUGGGCAGAGUGGACCGGGCUGCAGGCUGAGCUGAGGCUGGAGGGGAAGAAGCCUUCACAACCUUUACGAAACAUAGAGGAAAACACCAAAAAAGUCUUAUCUUUGGUGGACACCUGGCAGUUAGAUAAGAAGGUAGUUCCUCUGGUCCACAACGAAGAUCACCAGCAGAGGGCGCUGAUAGGACUGAUGGUGGACAAACUGAGAGAACACAUGAACCGCCACUUACCCCGUCUAGGGAAGAAACCCAUCGAGAGGCUGGUUGUUAGCUAUGUGGCUAAGCUGCUGAAGCUGGUCAGGCACCUUCUGGAAGCCUUAUGGGGGAAAAACAAGCUGGAACUGGUGGUCCUGUCGGUGGCACAGCAGGGCAGUGCCUCAGAGUGGGGCGUCUUCCAUAUGAUGACACGCAUCCUGGAGUCCACAGCUGGACUCUGCCUGCCUCUCCCCCCAGGAUACCACACCCUGCUGAGCGUGCUGGGCAUGCGCUGCCUCCCCCGUUACACCUUCAUGCAGUACGUGGACCACGGCCUGCUGCAGCUGACCGAGCCCUUCAUCUCGCGCCUCAUGACAGAUCUCGACAACAGCCCUGACAACGAGAGAUUGAAAUUUUGCAUCAUGAAGAGACUUCCAGAGCCAAUGGAGCAGAAGAUCUGUCAGCUCUGGGACCAUCCCAUCACAUCUGCCAGCAUUUCCAGGGGCUACGUCAAAGAACUGCUUGAAAAACGCAAGACCAAAGGCCCGACUUUUCUGGACAGUGAGAAGUCAAGCUGCUCCCCAGAAUUCCUGCCUCUCGCCUACUUGGCCAAGAUUCUCUCCGAUGUAGAAAGUCAAGCUCUGAACCCAUUUGAAGGGCAGGAGAAUGUGGACGCCAAGUUUGUGGAGGAGACUGCGCUGAAGCAGACCAUGAUCCUACUUGGUUUGGAGGACAAGUGAAGAUGAAGCCUCCAGGCAAUGGCACCAGCACAGGAAAACACUUAGGUCACUGGUCACAGUAGUGGUGACACACCUUAGGAACCAGAUGCCAGCUAUGGAUGGCUGUACCGUUGAUGCAUCAUUGUGUAACUAUGGAAACAAAAGCUUUUGUGUAUGAACCAGCUACAUAGAAACCACUUGACUCUCAUCAUCUGUGCGUGCAAUUGAAGUCAGUUUGUCUUUGUUGUUCAAUGCUGUCCUCCAGAAAUACCUUCUAAAUUUAGAUUUCCCACAUGAAGUCAUAAUAUGCAUCUUCUACAAUAACAAACUAGGAAAAAAGGGAUUUUUCUAAGACGUAAUAUUUCUGUGCAAUUUGCCGUUAUUUUAAAUAGUAUCCUUUCUGCCUUAUUACGACCAUAUUUCAGCAUGCCUCGUGUUUAUUGUAAGUGUUCGUUCUCCAUGUUCAGUUGGCGGAAAAUGCCUCUGAGUGCUGCUGUAAAACAUGAUCUUCCUGGACUUUUCAAAUGCAUUUAUUCCCAAGCCAAUGAAAACGCAAGUGGCUUCUCUGGGGGUAUUUGUCUUCGCCCCCCUUCGUGAGCAUCUGAGUGUAUACUGACUGCUCGUCUUGGCUUCCUAAUUGAGAUCCCUUGCAAAAGAUCUUUCCAGCGUCGCUUGACAUUGUUAUUGGUGAGACUGGAAAAUAAGUGUAGUGGCAUAGCAUGGGAAAUAAAUUACAACACAAUGCCUUUGGAAGAAGUGUAUACUUCAUCAUAUAUUGUAUAUACAUACUUAAUACAGGAGUGGGUGUGGCUCUUUGCCAGUGGGUGGCUCUAGGUCAUGAUAGGGGUGUUGGUUGUGGUUGGCG